UCCAUUACAUUUCCUCGGAUUAAUUUAAAAUCUCCCGGUAAAACGGUCGGUAAUACGGGCAUCUAGAUGUGCAAAGAAAAAUUAAUAGAGGUUAGAAAAGAGAAACCCACGUGGAGAGAAAAUACGGUGAAUAAAAUUUAAUUUGACAAAGUGUUAUUAUAAUAGAAUCAGUGAAUAAGAAACAUUGAAUGUUGUUUCUUUGUUUUUCAGAGAAACUAUUCGAUAUCUUAUUUUGACUAUUCCCGAAUAAGAGAGUUAUAGACGCAUUAUAAAACAACAUUCUUGUUGAAAAUUUAUACAAAAUGGAGAAGUUAAGAUUCGACUUUAUGGUAAGAGGAUCAACAGACGGAAAAUCGAACAUAUUGUGCUUAACCUCAAUAGGAACACCCGAUGAUCGUUCUUUCGGCUUCCCAGAGGAAUAUCAGCCAGCACAUUUACACACAGAGCUGACAAAAACACAAAUAUUUGCUAAAGUGAAGAAUUCAUUAAAAAAAAGACACCAAUCAAGAAAAGUAUGGAUUGGUUUAUCAGAAACCUUAACUAAAGUGUAUUUGGAUGAAGAAGAAAACUUACAAUUUGGCGAUUAUUAUUUAGAAGAAAUCACAGAGAAAAAAACUACUACGGCAUCUGAACCUAGUUCUUCAGAGGAAAUAAUGAGAAAAAUAUUGGAGAAAUUAAUGGAAGAGAAACAACAAAAAUCCGAAAUAAAAAAUCUAGGAAAAAUAGCACAGGAUUUUAUGCUUGAAAAAUUCACUGGAAAAACCUCCAAUGCCCACCAAUGGAUAAAUGAAUUUGAAAGAGAGUGCGAACGUUUUGAGAUAAAUGAAGAUAGAAAGAAGAUCGAAACUUUAAAAUUUUUUCUAGAAAAAGCGUGUGUAGAUUGGUACAGCUGCAUGCUGAUAAAAUUUACAGUACAAUCAGAAUGGAAAGAAUGGAAAAAAAACUUUUGUGAAACAUUUGCAAACAAAGGGUGGAUCCCAAUAAGAUAUGCACUCUCAUUCAAAUUCCAAUCAGGUCCUCUGUUGGAUUAUGCCAUAAAAAAAGAAAAAUUAUUAUUAGAAGUAAGAAAAUCAAUAGACACAGGAACUUUGAUAGAUCUCAUCGCAGCCGGUCUACCAAACUUUAUAUCUGAUAGGAUUGACAGAGAAACUCUGAACGAAACUGAAGACCUUUACAACGAACUAGGCAAACUGGAACACCUGGUUAAUAAAAACAGAUUUGAAAUCAAGAAGAACAAGACUGAUAACAUAAAAGAAAAAACACCAUGUAAAAUUUGUAAAGACAAUAACAAAGGCACACGUUAUCACCCGGAAUCAGCAUGUUGGUUCAAAGAUAAAGAAAACAAAAUAAAAAAUGUCAAUAACGCCGUCCUAGAAAUGGAACUAAAUUGCAAUGAGCAAAAAAACUAAUAAUUCCACCAUUGAUCGAACUCAAGAUAUUACUAAAUGAGACAUUGGAAGCAACUGGGAUAUAUGAUUCAGGCUCGAAUGUUUCAUUAAUAAACUCUAGAAUACUGAAUCUAAGAAAAGAUAAAAAUAACAAUAUAAGAAAAGUAAACUUAAGAACGAUUAAUGGUGUGAACCAAACCGAAGGCAUGAUAACAAUAAAAGCAAAAAUUCUUAAUAUAGAAAAAGAAAUAGACGUUUUUGUA
Nylanderia fulva is the source of this 1651-nucleotide messenger RNA. RefSeq lists its product as uncharacterized. The record is from RefSeq and is a predicted model, not a curated record. Lineage: Eukaryota; Metazoa; Arthropoda; Insecta; Hymenoptera; Formicidae.